AUGUCAACCUUCGUUCAGCACGCAGCAUCCGGAGAUCACACGAGGCUCAACAUGAGUGGAAAAGUGGGUCGACGCAACAAUGGGGAAAUCGAGCCACUCCAACGUUUUGCUGAUGCAAAGAAGAUCCUCGGGGAGAUCUACGAUGAUUUGAACGGAUAUGUAAACGAGACGGAGUGCUUCUAUAAUGCGCUGAAAGAAUUUGAUCCAACGACGAUGCAAGAGAAAGCGUACGAAGAAAUUCAAGACAUUCGCGAAUCUAUUCGAAUGAUCAUCGACACUUUUCAGAGGGAUAACAUGAAAGUGGUUUUUUUCGGGAGAACAUCCAAUGGAAAAUCGACCACAAUAAACGCGAUGUUACACUCGAAAAUUUUGCCACAAGGAAUGGGGCAUACAACUUGUUGCUUCUUGCAGGUGCAAGGAACCUCGGAUGAUGAUGGAUUUCUGCUAUUAGACGAACGACCUUCUCAAAUUCCACUCAACGAAUUGGGAAAGAUUGGGCAUGCUCUUUCUGAAGAUAAUUCCUAUUUGCCAGCGAUGGGACAAGAUUCAUUACUGCGUGUCAUGUAUCCAAAGCGAGAAAAUCGAUUGUUGCAGAAUGAUGUAGUGAUACUUGAUAGCCCUGGAGUUGAUCUCUCUCCUCAAUUUGAUUCCUGGAUUGAUAAGCAUUGUUUGGAUGCAGAUGUAUUUGUGCUGGUUUGCAAUGCUGAAGCAACUCUCACGCAAGCGGAAAAAUCUUUCUUCUAUCGCGUCAGCAAGAAACUAUCAAAACCAAAUGUUUUCAUACUAAAUAAUCGAUGGGAUGCGAGUGCUGCUGAUGAUAAUGUUGAACAAGUUCGUAGCCAACAUCUGACACGCUUCAAACAGUUUCUCGUCGAUGAACUUCAAGUAUGCUCGUCUUUGGAAGUCCAAAAUCGAGUGUUCUUUGUGAGCUCACGUGAAGUUCUUGACUCUCGAUUAAAAGCCAGAGGGCUUAUCGAAAAAGCAUACGAAAUGGACGGAUAUCAAAAACGUGCAUACGAGUUUAACCAAUUCGAACGCCAGUUUGAGCAAUGCAUUUCAAGAUCAGCAAUUCGUAGCAAAUUUGAGGCGCAUGCUCGACGAGCUGAUGAGCUUGUUCAUCGAGUAAGAAACAACGUAGACGAGGUUUAUGGAGAUACGUUAGCCCGAAAAGAGACUUUUGAACGGGAAUUAGAGGAAAGCACAAAAGAAUUCAACAAUUGCCGGCACAACUUUUCGGCGUUUGAGAAAGCGUAUCGAGAACAAACUGAAGGUCUCCAGGCUGAAGUGCAUUUGAAGGUUUCUGCUGAUUACUACGAGGAAAUUCAACGACUUGCGGCAAUUAUCGACAAAUUCAAUCGCCCUUUUGUUGAUACCCCACAAAGUAUAGCCGAAUAUAAGACAGAGCUGGCAACUUUCGUCGACAACUUCAUUUCACAAGAACUUGAAGCAAGAUGUACGGGAGGAUUAAUGAGCAGAAUAUGGGAGUUAGAAAACGAAAUGUUUGUUUACGUGAAGAAGAUCCUUGCCGAAGCCUAUCAGCACAAAUUGGAAGAAGUGUGGCGAUAUCGAGCUCCAUUCAAAUUUUCGAUUUGCGUGAAUGCACCAUCAUUGACUCAAGAUUUCCACGAAGAUCUCGACUUUAGGUUCUCAUUUGGCCUUUCAGCAAUCAUUCGUAAAGUGAUCGCCUAUCGAAGUGGACAACCAGUAACAUCAAUUCAAGGAAGCUUACUUGCAACAGCGCUGAAUUCGUCGACAAAUUCUGCACAGCGGAAGUCCAUUGAGAAAAAUAACGUUCAAGCAGUAAACGCGGAAGAGCAAGCUGUGAUGACAAAUCUCGUCCUUUCAUCAGCAGCUUAUGUGGCCAAUGGUGGAAUUGGUUUGGCGAUUGCUGGUGGUUUACUCUAUAGGACUGUCGGAUGGAAGGUGAUACUUGGAGUCGGCGCUGUUUAUGGGGGAUUGUACAUGAUUGAAAGGGUCCGAUGGAAUAGCUCGAAAAAGGAACAACAUCUCAAAGAUCAAUUUCGUUCGCAUUUGGGAUCUCGAAUGCAACAUUUUGCAGCGGCUCAUACCAGCGCGUGUGAAACGCAAGUCACUAGAGAAAUGGAACAAGUUUACGAUGGCCUACGAGCGACGGUGGGAGGCGUACAUCGAGAAAUGAAAGCGGAUCUAGAUGCUGCGCGAUCAAGAAUCGAUGCAUUGGACCAACAACUUAAAGGACUUUCAGCAAUAAAGGGAAAGACGGCUUUUGUUCUACGAGGUCUCGAGCAAUUCUCCGGCAAUUUCCUCAAUCCAGAUUCUCCUGCU
Mesorhabditis belari is the source of this 2304-nucleotide messenger RNA. The record is from the annotation of a GenBank genome assembly. NCBI's taxonomy places the organism in Eukaryota, Metazoa, Nematoda, Chromadorea, Rhabditida, Rhabditidae.